Messenger RNA from Phytophthora nicotianae INRA-310, 291 nucleotides. RefSeq lists its product as hypothetical. The transcript has a single exon. NCBI's taxonomy places the organism in Eukaryota, Oomycota, Peronosporomycetes, Peronosporales, Peronosporaceae. The coding region runs from base 1 to 291 and encodes 96 amino acids. The record is from RefSeq and is a predicted model, not a curated record.
AUGUUUAAGGGCGUGGAGGACGCGUUGGCAGCAGCGGGUGACCAGCUCAGCAUGUUGGGCGGUCGCAUCAACGCUGGGCAACCUCAUUCCCGCCAAUAUCUCGAAUUUUCCCAACGUGGUACUGUGGGAAACCCCUGUCGCCAGAUUACGUCAAAGAGAUCAAGCUGGGGCUCUGUCGAAGUCCAGUGUGACGAUGCCAAGCUCCGAGGACACCAAUGGGGGUGUGGAGGGCCUGCCGCUGUGCCUAUCAGCAGAAGGAAGGUGAUGGGUUUGGGACACGCUGCAAGUUGA